Erigeron canadensis is the source of this 1503-nucleotide messenger RNA. Its product is annotated as putative receptor-like protein kinase At4g00960. The record is from RefSeq and is a predicted model, not a curated record. Lineage: Eukaryota; Viridiplantae; Streptophyta; Magnoliopsida; Asterales; Asteraceae. The coding region runs from base 80 to 1348 and encodes 422 amino acids. The transcript is spliced from 7 exons. Gene Ontology annotation, molecular function: ATP binding; protein kinase activity. Gene Ontology annotation, biological process: protein phosphorylation.
UGGAUAAACAAUACGAGUACUUUAUUCAAUGUAUUUUGUUUGUUCAUUCAUGGAUUCCUCAUCAACUUAGCAAAACAGCAUGAACAAAUCCAAGAACUUCUUUAAAAGCAUCAAAAACCCAUUCAAUUUCAGCUCAAGUAAAGCUACGUGCACCCGAAAGAAAAGUCAAGAAGAAGAUUUGGGAAAGAUUACUGCUCAAGAACAGAAGGUUUUUACUUAUGAAACUUUAGUUUCUGCAACAAGAAAUUUUCAUCCUGAUAAUAAGCUUGGUCAAGGGGGUUUUGGCCCUGUUUUCAAGGGAAAGUUGGAUACUGGGGAAGAUGUUGCCGUGAAGAAGUUGGCACAAACCUCAAACCAAGGGAAAAGGGAGUUUGUAAAUGAGGCCAAACUAUUGGCUCAUGUACAACAUCGUAACGUUGUGAGCUUGUUAGGGUAUUGUGUGUCCCCAGAGAAGCUUUUGGUAUAUGAAUAUAUAGCUAAUGAGAGCUUAGACAAGCUUCUGUUCAAAUCUACGAUGUGUGAUGUAUUGGAUUGGAAGCGUAGAUAUGAUAUAAUUGCUGGUGUAGCACGAGGUUUGCUUUAUCUUCACGAGGAUGCACACGAUUGCAUCAUUCAUAGAGAUAUAAAAGCUAGCAACAUUUUGUUAGACGAAAAAUGGGUACCUAAGAUUGCUGAUUUUGGCAUGGCCAAGCUCUAUCCCGAAGACCAAACUCAUGUGCAUACUCGUGUAGCGGGUACCAAUGGAUAUAUGGCACCUGAGUACGUCAUGCAUGGUAAUCUCUCAGUCAAGGCAGAUGUAUAUAGCUAUGGUGUGGUGGUUCUAGAGCUUAUCAGUGGUCAAAAGAACUUUAGUUUUAACCUCGAUCCCCAGUGCCAAAACCUUCUUGAUUGGGCGUACAAGCUUUACAAGAAGGGCAAAGGGCUUGAAAUUUUGGCACCAACAUUGGCCUCUACAGCUGACCCUGAUCAAGUAGCUACCUGCAUAAAGAUUGGAUUGUUAUGCACACAAUUUGAUCAUCAUUUGCGGCCUACCAUGGGUCGUGUGGUGCUGAUGCUAUCCAGAAAGUCAGGCACGCUUGAAGAACCAACUCAACCUGGGUACCUUGGCUCAAGACACAGAAGGUCGCACAGGACUGCUACAUCUUCUUCUUCAGACGGGAUGUCUCUUGGGUCCAACUCUCAAUCUAGGUCCACCUUCACCUCUAAUACCACCACAGCUACUGCAACAGCCACAGGUACCCCUCAUACAUCCGCACCCCAUGUAAGUUCAGCUUCUGAUUCUCACCGUAGACGCCGUGGUUCGAGUUCAGUAUCAGAUCCUUAUGGUAAACGGCCAAUGCAAUUAUAGAAUGUUGCUAUACCAUUUAUGUAGGAAUUAUUAGCUAUUCUUUUUGUACAUAGUACACUACUACACUAGUGUAGAUUCUUGGAAAUGGAUGUGUACUGAUAAUAAGGUCUAAAAAUUGUCAUUAUAUAUUAUUUGAUCUUAUCGUUGCUCACUCA